AUGCCUAGGAAGAAGAAUGGCAAUUUACUGCCACUAGAUCCGGAGAUUGAGAAGACCUGCCGUCAGAACAAGAAGCAUUUCAAGUUAGGGAAGCAGCCAACCACAACUCCUAGUCCUUCCCUAACCAAGAAUCGUCAACAGAGAGGGCAGGCUUCAUCACCUAUCGUCCCUACACGACCGACACCACCACCUCGUGACAUUGAGCCAGACAUCAUGGCAAACGAGGAUCGUUCGAUCAGGGCUCGUUUGAAUCGACGGACUGGAGCCCGAGCUUCAUGUGUUGUCAUUCCGGCUGGGAAUGCAACCAUGGAGAUUACUCCAGCAUUUAUCAACAUGUUCACCAAUGGAUAUACUUUCUCCGGGGCUAGCAAUGAGGAUCCUCACGAGCAUCUCCGUCGGUUCGCGAGCAUAUGUGAUACGAUGAAGAGCCCAACUAUGUCUGAUGAUGCAAUUCGUCUUCGGAUGUUCUCAUUCUCCCUGAUUGUGAAUGCAUCACACUGGUUUCAGAACUUAACACCACGUUCCAUCACGACAUGGGCUCAGCUUGAGAAAGUCUUUCUGGAUAAGUACUUACCACCUGCCUUGGCAAUGAAGAGACAAGAAGAGAUUGUUACUUUUAAGCAGGCUGAUGAUGAGAGUCUGACUGAGGCAUGGGAGCGCUACAAGGGGCUGUUGAUGAGAUGCCCAAGCCAUGGUCUUGAAGAUUGGAACGUGAUCAUUAUUUUCUUCAAUCGAAUCAGAAGGGAGUUCCGGGAUGCCCUAAAUAAUGCUUCUCGAAAUGGUUUCACAAGGAUGGAGGCUCCAGCAGCAUAUGAACUUGGAGAGAAGAUCUGUUCAGAAGCCACUGAAUGGGGUAGUGAGACCAGUAUUUGA
Linum trigynum is the source of this 873-nucleotide messenger RNA. Lineage: Eukaryota; Viridiplantae; Streptophyta; Magnoliopsida; Malpighiales; Linaceae. The record is from the annotation of a GenBank genome assembly.